GACGCCUCCUCCUCCUCCGCGGCGGGCUCGGAGCCGGCGGCGAAGCGGCGACAGAGACGAGCCCGGCGCGGCCCCUGUGGAGCCCGAGGAAGGAGAGCGCGACCCGGGGCCCUGACGGUCCCCUCCGCCCUCGGCAGGAUGAAGUUAAAGGAAAUAGACCGGACCGCCACACAGGCAUGGAGCCCUGCCCAGUGUCAUCCCGUUUACCUGGCUACAGGAACAUCUGCUCAGCAGUUGGAUGCCACAUUUAGUACCAAUGCUUCCCUGGAGAUAUUUGAAUUAGACCUGUCUGAUCCAUCAUUGGAUAUGAAAUCUUGUGCUACUUUUUCUUCUUCCCAUAGGUACCACAAAUUGAUUUGGGGACCUCAUAAGAUGGAUUCCAAAGGACAUCUUUCUGGAGUCUUAAUUGCAGGGGGUGAAAACGGCAAUAUUAUUAUGUAUGAUCCUUCCAGAAUCAUCGCUGGAGACAGUGAUGUUGUGAUUGCCCAGAACAACAAACACACAGGGCCUGUGAGAGCCUUGGAUGUGAAUGUUUUCCAGUCUAAUCUGGUAGCCUCUGGGGCUAAUGAGUCUGAAAUCUACAUUUGGGAUUUAAAUAGUUUUGCAACUCCCAUGACACCUGGAGUCAAGACACAGCCCCCAGAAGACAUCAGCUGCAUUGCCUGGAACAGACAAGUCCAGCACAUUCUAGCUUCAGCCAGUCCCAGUGGCCGGGCUACUGUUUGGGACCUUAGAAAAACUGGACCCAUCAUCAAAGUUAGCGAUCACAGUAACAGGAUGCACUGUUCGGGAUUGGCUUGGCAUCCUGAUGUUGCCACCCAAAUGGUUCUUGCUUCUGAAGAUGACAGAUUACCUGUGAUUCAGAUGUGGGAUCUUCGGUUUGCUUCCUCCCCACUCCGUGUUUUAGAAAACCAUGCAAGAGGAAUCCUGGCCAUUGCCUGGAGCAUGGCAGAUCCUGAGUUAUUGCUGAGCUGUGGAAAAGAUGCCAAGAUUCUCUGCUGCAACCCCAACACAGGAGAGGUGCUAUAUGAACUUCCCACCAACACUCAGUGGUGCUUCGAUAUUCAGUGGUGUCCCCGAAACCCAGCCCUCCUCUCAGCUGCUUCCUUUGACGGACGCAUCAGUGUUUACUCCAUCAUGGGAGGAAGUUCCGAUGGCCUGCGGCAGAAGCAGGUAGACAAGCUCUCAUCAUCUUUCGGGAACCUCGAUCCCUUUGGCACAGGGCAGCCCCUCCCUCCUCUUCGACUUCCUCAGCAAAGUGCUCCGCAGACCGUGGUGCUGCCUUUGAAGAAGCCGCCAAAGUGGAUCCGCAGGCCUGUGGGGGCUUCAUUUUCGUUUGGAGGCAAGUUGGUGACAUUUGAGAGCAUGAAGCCGCAGCCCGGAGCGGAGCAGCAGCAGCUUCAGCGCCACCAGGUGCAUGUCAGCCAGGUUGUCACAGAGAAGGAAUUCCUCUUGCGCUCCGAUCAUCUCCAGCAGGUUGUACAGUCACAGGGCUUUGUCAGCUACUGCCAGAAGAAAAUCGAGGCUUCACAGACUGACUUUGAGAAAAACGUCUGGUCUUUUUUGAAGGUAAAUUUUGAAGAUGAUUCUCGUGGAAAAUACCUUGAACUUUUGGGAUACAGGAAAGAAGACCUGGGAAAAAAGAUUGCUUUAGCUCUGAAGAAAGGAGAAGGGCCUGAGCUGGUCCUGAAAGAUGCUGACCAGCUGGCAGCAAGUGAUGGCCAAGAGAGUCAUGCUGGAGAAGAGAACUUUUUUGGAGAGAGUACCAAAGAGGAAAAUCGAGAGACUGAAAUUUCUCUGUCACCUGGAGGAACAUUUAACAUUUCUGUCAGUGGAGAUAUUGAUGGCUUAAUUACGCAGGCUUUGCUGACUGGUAAUUUUGAAAGUGCAGUUGACCUUUGUUUACAUGAUAACCGCAUGGCAGAUGCCAUUAUAUUGGCCAUAGCCGGUGGACAAGAGCUCUUGGCUCGAACCCAGAAAAAAUACUUCGCAAAAACUCAAAGCAAAAUUACCAGGCUGAUCACAGCAGUGGUGAUGAAAAAUUGGAAAGAGAUUGUUCAGUCCUGCGACCUUAAGAACUGGAGAGAAGCUUUAGCUGCUGUGUUGACUUACGCUAGGCCAGAUGAAUUUUCAGCUCUUUGUGAUUUGCUAGGCACCAGGCUGGAGAAUGAAGGUGAUCCUCUCCUGCAGACCCAGGCGUGUCUGUGUUAUAUUUGUGCUGGGAACAUAGAGAAACUCGUGGCGUGUUGGACUAAAGCUCAGGAUGGGAGCAGCCCUUUGUCCCUUCAGGACCUGAUUGAGAAGGUUGUCAUCCUCCGAAAGGCUGUGCAGCUCAGCCAAGCGUCUGACGCUAAUGCCAUUGGGGCCCUUCUGGCCGAGAAGAUGAGCCAGUAUGCCAGUCUGUUGGCAGCCCAAGGCAGCAUUGCUGCAGCUCUGGCUUUCCUUCCUGCCAACACCAGCCAGCCCAAUAUUGUGCAGCUUCGCGACAGAUUGCGCAGGGCCCAAGGUGAGCCUGCGUCAGAGCAGGGAGCAGCUUCUCGGACGCUCUGUGACAGACAACACGUGUCCAAGGGAGGACCUGGGCCUGCUGUGGCACAGACGCAGGUGCCACGGGCCCCAGCCCAGCAAUAUUGUCCUCAUGUUAGAAUUGCCCCUACUGUCACUACCUGGAGUAACAAAACUCCUACUGCCCUUCCCAGCCAUCCACCUGCAGCCUCUCCCUCUGACACACAGGGAGAAAAUCCUCCACCUCCAGGUUUCAUCAUGUCAGGACCCGGUAAUCCCAGUAUGGCAGCUCCACAGCCCACCCCGUCUGGCCACAUGUAUGCACAGGUACCAGCUUAUCCACAGCCACAGCCCUAUCAACCAGCCCCACAGUAUUCAUUCGGAACGGGGGGACCAGCAAUGUAUCAGCCACAGCAACCCACCCCCCUUCCUGCUUCGAAUGCUUACCCUAAUCCUCCUUACAUGCCCUCUGCUUCCUCCCAUUCUGGGCAGUCUCCACUCUAUGCAGCCCAGCACCAGACCUCUCCAAAUACUCCCAGCUCUGUGUCUGCUUUUCCUCCUCCCCCUUCCGGAGCGUCCUUCCAGCAUGGCGGGCCAGGCGCUCCACCGUCCUCUACUGCUUAUGGCCUGCCUCCGGGAUCCACAGGUACACUGCCUGCUGCCAGUGAGCUGCCUGCGUCCCAAAGAACAGAAAAUCACUCUACUCAAGACCAGGCAUCUAUGUGGGAAGGACCUCAGAAUGGUUGGAAUGACCCUCCAGCUUUGAACAGAGUUCCCAAGAAAAAGAAGAUCCCUGAAAACUUCACACCGCCUGUGCCCAUCACCUCGCCAAUCAUGAGCCCCCUGGGCGACCCUCAGUCGCAGAUGCAGCAGCAGCAGCAUCCGCCCUCUGUUCCAGCACCACUGUCAGGACAGGCUCCGUUCCAGCAGCCGCACCUCUCCGGGAGCCAGCCCACCCUGCAGAGCCCCUUCCCUGGCAUGCAGCAGCCCCUGCAGCCCGCCAUCCCACCAGCUUUCUCAAAGCCUAGUGCAGAGGGGGCCCCAGGAGCGCCUAUCGGAAAUACCAUCCAGCAUGUGCAGUCCUUGCCAACAGAGAAGAUCACCAAGAAGCCCAUUCCAGACGAGCACCUCAUUUUGAAGACCACGUUUGAGGAGCUCAUCCAGCGGUGCCUUGCCUCUGCCACGGACCCGCAAACGAAGAGAAAGUUAGACGACGCCAACAAGCGUCUGGAAUUUCUCUAUGAUAAACUUAGAGAGCAGACGCUUUCCCCAACAAUCCUCAAUGGUUUGCACAACAUUGCAAGGAGCAUUGAAACUCGGAACUACCUGGAGGGACUGAAUAUCCACACGCACGUCGUGAGCAAUAGCAACUUCAGUGAGACGUCGGCCUUCAUGCCGGUGCUUAAAGUGGUUCUCACCCAGGCUAAUAAACUGGGAGUCUGAGCAACAGCCUCCCUGCAGCCCUCAAUGCCCCUCUUUGAGGAAGCCUCGCACCUCCCCCAAAAGUUAUAAGCUGCAGAGCGGGCACCAGGUCUCACUAGCAUGCUUCCAUGGCGAUCCAGUGGAGAGCCUUCACGUCCUUGUGGUGAUAAACUCACUUUGGAGUGGCACCAGGGCCCUGUGCUUUUCUUUAGUUUAAUCUCUUCUUGCCCAUAAUGAUUCCUCUUAUCUGCAGAUAGUAGAUUUCAUGGGUUAUUCAUAGGAUGAUCUACUAAAGUAAAUACUGUACUAAUAAAAUGGUUUUUAAUGCUUUGAUGUGCUGUUUUAAAAAGAGCAUUGAGUUAUGCAUUAAGCAGAGGUAAGACCAAUUUUAUUCCAUAUUCCCCCACUUCCUCGGUAUCAACCAGAUUUUAAAAGUAUAAUCUUACCUUAUGUGUAUGUAGUGUUUAGUUUUUUAUUGUACCCCAGUAUUUAGUUUAAUCUCACUUUUGGAGAGGAGAAAACAUUAUUUUGGAUCACAGCAAAUAACCAAAAUCCAGAAGAUACUACCUGGGUUACAGUACAUAGGAACUCAUUAAACUAUACUUCUGUUAAGAUGUCAAAGAUCUACAGUUCCAUCCAUGUGAGUGCUUGGUUUAGUGGUGUGGACGAAACUUCUUCGUGCCUGGCUGAAGAGUUUGUUGUGAUGGACAAAACAAAACCAAACCAUCCCAUGGUGGUCAGCCCUCACAUGGUGAGUCACUCUAAGCUCCGCUAGGCUGGGCCUGAAGUGACUGACAGACAUUGACAUGGACCUUAAGGAGUUAAGAAUCCAUCUCACAUCAAGAGCUAUUGAAACGUAUCUCUGGACUUUGAGAAUUCUUGGUCCCAAAAUAAGUAUUGCUAAUAAACUUUGUUCAGAUUCUCAA
Messenger RNA from Dromiciops gliroides (monito del monte), 4853 nucleotides. It is a transcript of the gene SEC31A, whose product is annotated as SEC31 homolog A, COPII coat complex component. Gene Ontology annotation, cellular component: COPII vesicle coat; endoplasmic reticulum exit site. Gene Ontology annotation, biological process: intracellular protein transport; COPII-coated vesicle cargo loading; endoplasmic reticulum organization. Lineage: Eukaryota; Metazoa; Chordata; Mammalia; Microbiotheria; Microbiotheriidae. The transcript is spliced from 29 exons. Bases 139 to 3948 code for a protein of 1269 amino acids. Gene Ontology annotation, molecular function: structural molecule activity; protein binding. The record is from RefSeq and is a predicted model, not a curated record.